Molecule: messenger RNA, 1767 nt
Organism: Sebastes umbrosus (honeycomb rockfish)
Lineage: Eukaryota; Metazoa; Chordata; Actinopteri; Perciformes; Sebastidae
Gene: gjb10
Product: gap junction protein beta 10
Exons: 2
Coding region: 251-1030 (259 amino acids)
Biological process (GO): cell communication
Cellular component (GO): connexin complex
Source: RefSeq, a predicted model, not a curated record
AGAGAAGAAGACAUGAAGGCAGAAAACAACUCCACCCACUCCACUCCUCUCCUGUUGAGAAAUCUACUGCGAUUCUCAUCGGAGAGCUUCAUCCAAAGCCUGCUCCUCCGCUCCGACACUGAACUGCGACAACAGCGAUCAAACUGCUGGUUAGAUCCCUGAGUUUUGUCUGUGCCGUUUCAGCUGAAGAGAAGAGCUUCCUCUGUCUUCCAUCAGCAGGAAGAGAAGACAGAACUGAACAAACCUCGUCAUGAACUGGGCAUUCCUCCAGGGCCUCCUCAGUGGGGUGAACAAGUACUCCACAGCUUUUGGCCGAGUGUGGCUCUCUAUCGUCUUCCUCUUCAGGGUCAUGGUGUUCGUGGUGGCGGCGGAGAAGGUUUGGGGCGAUGAACAGAAAGACUUCAAGUGCAACACGGCUCAGCCCGGGUGCCACAACGUCUGCUAUGACCACUACUUUCCCGUCUCCCACGUCCGGCUGUGGGCCCUUCAGCUCAUCUUCGUCACCUGCCCGUCUCUCCUGGUGGUUAUGCACGUGGCCUACAGGGACGAUAGGGAGCGGAAACACAAGCUUAAGUACGGUGAGAACUGCCGCCGCCUCUACCUGAACACGGGCAAGAAGCGCGGAGGCCUGUGGUGGACCUACGUCCUCACUUUGGUCUUCAAAAUAGCCGUGGACACGACCUUCGUCUACCUCCUCUACCACAUCUACGAGGGUUACGACUUCCCCUCGCUCAUCAAGUGCGGAGAGGAUCCCUGCCCCAACUUGGUGGACUGCUUCAUCGCUCGGCCCACCGAGAAGCGCAUCUUCACCAUCUUCAUGGUGGUCACCAGCCUGGCCUGCAUCCUCCUCUCCAUUUUCGAAAUCCUCUACCUGGUUGGCAAGCGGUGCCGCGAGUGCUUCACCAAGCUCCAUAACUCUCACCAAGUCGAUACCGACAGGAUGUCCAGUGGAAACACCUUGAUGGAGUCAAACACUCUAAAAAAGACCCCUCAAACGCCUGCUCCUUCAUACAGCGUCGUCAUUGCUUGAGAUACCGAGAAUAAAGGCAAAGACUUGAUGAGAGACAAUGCUGCGGGAAAGGAAAACAUGCCUCUCCUUCCUCUGAAGGCACUUCCUUAAAAGACUUGUCGGCAGACAUUUGUGUGCUCAGAGACUGAACUACUACGGAUGUAGUUCUUUACUGUUUUCGUGUCCACAUGUCAGAGAAUUAGACAUUUUGGACCACAGGACAUAUGUGUCAUUGAUCUGGAAUGUGCACACUAUUGUGGGUUUGGGUCAGAGUAUUUUUUUUCUUUUUAUAGCUGAAGUUCUCCACUUCUUGCAAAGGAAAAGCCAGUUAGUGUGAUUCAGAUUUAGCCUUAACGCCAAUUACAUGAGUCACCCCAUGGUUUGGAGACAGUUUUACAAACACAUGUGGUUUUCUGUGUAAAGUUUUCCUUCUGCUCGGCGCCCAGCCCCGAAAAAGUUCAGCCCAAGCUGUACUGCGUCUUCUCCCUUCACUCCCUCUUGUUCAUAUCUGGCUCUUUGUGAAUGUACUCUACUUAAUUUAUCAAAAAGGUUUGAAAGAUUGUGCAUAUUACUGUCCUGACCUCUUUUGAACUGCCUCCUGUACACAGGCACGAGAGAGCAAUGAAGUCAAGAUGUAGUGUUGUAAACACAGUUGUUAAUAAUAAUACCAGGAUGUUCAUAUUCCCCAGUGUUGCAGUGCAGUGUGUGGCUGCAUAGUUGUUAAUAAUAUUUUUCAUUAAAGAUUAUGAUUUUCAUGG